Molecule: messenger RNA, 231 nt
Organism: Phytomonas sp. Hart1
Lineage: Eukaryota; Euglenozoa; Kinetoplastea; Trypanosomatida; Trypanosomatidae
Source: the annotation of a GenBank genome assembly
AUGUCUGUUAGCUUGGAUGCCUUGGUAAAGAAACCGGCAGUAUGCUAUACGAUUUUUAAGGAAGCAUAUAAGGGCACGCUGGAAGCCGCAGAUGCGGGCUUCAAUGUAGUUUUUUCUGAAUGCACACUUCGCAAUGACAGUAGUGAUCUGGGAAAAUCUGAUAUGCUGACAUUCUUGAGAGGCGACACAGUGGUAUAUUUGUGUUUCGAUGCCACUAUUGGGUCUUUAUAG